This is a messenger RNA of Amborella trichopoda, 1864 nucleotides long. NCBI's taxonomy places the organism in Eukaryota, Viridiplantae, Streptophyta, Magnoliopsida, Amborellales, Amborellaceae. The record is from RefSeq and is a predicted model, not a curated record.
GCGUGGCCUUCAAUUUUUUUAUUGCCCAUUUGCUUAUGCACUCUAUCCAUCUGUAUUUUCUCUCUACUCCCGUUUCUUCAUCAAAGGCCGCAAAACAUUGCUGCAGAGUAGGGAAGCUUAAACCUUAGUCCAGAGCAGAACAGCAAUGGCUUCAGCACUCCAUAAAAAAAAGGAUGGUUCCACAAAAUCAGUUGCAGUUGUGGGUGGAGGUGUCAGUGGGCUUACCACAGCAUAUAGGCUGAAAUCACAUGGUUUGAAUGUCACUCUGUAUGAAUCGGAGGGAACAGCAGGAGGAAGAAUUAGAAGCAUUGCUUAUGGUGGUCUUAUAUGGGAAGAAGGGGCAAAUACCAUGACAGAAAGUGAGAUGGAAGUCAAAAGAUUGAUUGAUGAUCUGGGACUUCGUGAAAAGCAACAAUUUCCCAUUUCACAGAACAAAAGGUUCAUUGCAAGAAAUGGAACACCUGUAUUGAUUCCAUCAAAUCCUCUUGCGCUGUUUGGGAGCAAGCUCCUUUCUCCACAUUCCAAGCUACGGGUUAUUUUGGAACCUUUAUUUUGGAGAUCUUCAAAUAGGAAAGGUGAUAUUUCAAAGGUGUCUGACCAAAAUCUUCAAGAAAGUGUUGGGGAUUUCUUUCAACGUCACUUUGGACAGGAGGUUGUUGACUAUCUAGUGGAUCCUUUUGUUGCUGGAACUAGUGCCGCGGAUCCUAAUUCACUAUCGAUGCGCCAUGCAUUUCCAGAGAUUCUGAAUCUUGAACGCCGGUUUGGUUCCAUCCUAGUCGGGGUCAUAAAGUCAAAAAUGUCAAGUAAAGGAGAAGAGAAAGGGAAGCAUGAAGCUACUCGUAGAAAGCCAAAACAUCAGCGGGGUUCAUUUUCCUUUCAGGGUGGAUUGCAGACACUGACAGACAAACUUGCUGAAGAACUUGGCAAUGAGAACGUGAAACUGCAUUCCAAAGUAUUAUCAUUAUCCUACGGCGAUGGUAAUGGUGAUUCCUUUAGCAAUUGGUCAGUUUCUUACAUCAAAAAUCAGUCCGACCAGAGGAAGUUGUUGCUGAAGCAAUCUUUUGAUGCAGUCGUAAUGACUGCUCCAAUUCGUAAUAUGCAAGAAAUGCAAAUUUCAAAGUGUGGAAAGCCAUAUAUGCUUGAUUUUCUGCCAAACGUGAUGUAUUUGCCACUAUCAAUUAUAGUUACUACCUUCAAGAAAGAAAAUGUCAAGCUACCCCUUGAAGGAUUUGGUGUCUUAGUUCCUUCCAAGGAGCAAGGCAGUGGGUUGAGAACCCUAGGCACGCUCUUUUCUUCCAUGAUGUUUCCUGAUAGGGCUCCAAAGGAUCAGUAUCUGUAUACUACCUUUGUAGGAGGAAGUCGGAAUAGAAAUCUAGCAAGUGCUUCAUUAGAUGAAUUGAGAGAGGUUGUCACUUGUGAUCUUAAAAAAUUGUUGGGUGUAGUUGGUGCGCCUACAUUUGUGAGGCACGUGUAUUGGGGUGAUGCAUUUCCCUUGUAUGGACACAAUUACGACAUGGUUCUUAAAGCUAUAGAGAAAAUGGAACAAAAUCUUCCAGGAUUCUUUUAUGCAGGUAACCAUAGAGGUGGACUCUCUGUCGGAAAAUCAAUAGCUUCAGGAUGGAAGGCUGCGGAGCUCGUGUUAUCCCACCUCAACGUUUCUCAGAGUAUGCCUGAGAUAUCUUUGUGUAUCUAGUUUGCCUCCUUUUAAGGUAUGCCUGAGAUAUCUUUGUGUAUCUAGUUUGCCUCCGUUUAAGGUAUGCCUGAGAUAUCUUUGUGUAUCUAGAUUGCUGCUUAUAAUGGGAGGAUCCAGAGAGUUUGAUUCAUGCAUGUUAACAGAACCACUAAUCAAAUACAUUUCACACUA